AUGCGUUCGUCCUCUCCUCUCGCCGCUCGCCUCCGCUUCGCACCUCGCCCGAACGCAGUUGCGCGCCCUGGCGCCGCUCGCAAGCUCGUGUGGAAGGCGCACAAGCCUCACUGCGGGCCGGGCAAGGCCGACCCGUUCUUCAUCGAGCCGCUCUCAGACGAGGAGAUUGCCGACUUGCGCCAACGCGCCCGUCUUCCUGUCGUCAAAUCGGACCCGGUCGGUAUCUCGACCGUCGAGCAGGACCUGGUGGCCGCCUCGGGUCUGCCUUUCGAGUACAUCGUCGAGCACCUCACGGGGCCCGUCGACGACCCGGUGUCUCUGCCCGAGAAGCCGUACCUCGUCGGCCUGGUCCGCAGCUCGCGUUUCGCCAACGCCGCCACCGCAGAAGCCAGCCGCAUGUCGGUCGACUCGAUCCGCAACGCGUUCGUCACCGUCGUCAUGAGCUGCUUCAAGCGCGCAGGACUCCUUCCCGUGCACCCUCACAGCGCACCCUGGUUCACGCCCCUCAACCACAAACUCGUCGUCGUCGCGAGCCUGACGUACAUCUGGCUCGGGUUCGUGGCGGGCCACGCGCGCGACCUCCCGAUCGAGCCUGUGCUCGACAAGAUAAUGGUGGCGUACGAGCUGCUCCCGGUCGCUCGCGAGCAGGUGACGAAGUGGGUCCACGACGGGUUCGGGACGGGCGACUUGCGGUACAAGCGGGCGCUCGCGAUGGCACUUUCCAGUGGAGCAACGGUCCGUGAGGGCAGGGCAGAUAGCGCUGGAUAG
This is a messenger RNA of Rhodotorula graminis WP1, 768 nucleotides long. RefSeq lists its product as uncharacterized. The coding region runs from base 1 to 768 and encodes 255 amino acids. The record is from RefSeq and is a predicted model, not a curated record. The transcript has 4 exons. NCBI's taxonomy places the organism in Eukaryota, Fungi, Basidiomycota, Microbotryomycetes, Sporidiobolales, Sporidiobolaceae.